Messenger RNA from Closterium sp. Naga37s-1, 498 nucleotides. The record is from the annotation of a GenBank genome assembly. Lineage: Eukaryota; Viridiplantae; Streptophyta; Zygnematophyceae; Desmidiales; Closteriaceae.
AUGUCCACACCCAGCUUUAGGGUUUUGGCCCCCACCACACCUCCCCGCGCCUCCCCUCCUUCCUCCCCUUCCCCCCCUUUCCCCCCCCGCGCAACCAGCAUGGAGGACGAUAUGCCCACACCCAGCUUUAGGGCUUUUUCCUCCCCCCCCCUUCUCCUUCAACCCGAUUCCUUCCCCCAUCCCCCCACUCCCCCCGACAUGGCGGGCGAGAUGUCCAGCCCCACCCAGUGGUGCCCUGCCUCAGAUAACGCCUCCCCGCUCAGCCCCGAGCCGCAACCUGGGGGGGCGGGGAAGCGAGCAGGGGAUGGGGGAAAGAGCGGCGGAGUGGUGGAAAACCCCAACGUUCAAACGCUUUCCCCACCCUCUCCAACCCCCCCACCCCCCUCCCCGCUUCUUCCCCCCACCCCCUUCCCCCCCUCUUCGGCGCACCAAUGUCCAGCAGGAGCCGCGGAGUGCCGUCAUCGGGAAGCGCGAGUAGCUCGACUGCUCGCUCCGUGA